CCGUAGCUAUACCAAACGUCCUCGCUGUUUACUCCAGCUUCACCUUGGUGAUGAGGCUACUGGUUCUCACCCUCACUGUUCUGUUUGAGAUAUCAUCAGGGACAGACCUCUGCUCAAUAAGUGAGACUGAUGUAGCCUGUCAUCCAUGCUCGGUGUUGUGUCUAGCACGGGAAGAGAUGUGCUUCAGAUGCCCAGAUGGAUGCGGAGAAGGUUGCAGCUCUACUUGUGGGGAUAGGUGUCUACACGGAGUGUGUCAUUACACAGGCACUGCACAACUUCAGUGUACUCAAGGGUGUAAAGACGGGUGGGCAGGGAUAUUCUGUCAAGAAGGGUGCCCACCCAACUGCGUUCUGUGUGAUCAAUUCAGUUCCACGUGUCUGUCGUGUGUGGAGGGGUACCAAGGUGACAACUGUACCCACAUCACAGCUGCAGAGGCUGAACAGGGGACCACCACAAGUGAGCACGAGACAACACAAGGUGAGACAGAGAGCACAGACUCAACCAUCACAGCCACCAGUAGUGUGAACUGUGUAAAAGAAGAUCCGGCAACUGGAGCGACUUCCAACGGGAGUAAGGACAGAAAUCUGAGAUUGAACUGCCCUGAGGAAGGCGAUCCAAUUGGGUCAUACUAA
Molecule: messenger RNA, 632 nt
Organism: Haliotis rufescens (red abalone)
Lineage: Eukaryota; Metazoa; Mollusca; Gastropoda; Lepetellida; Haliotidae
Product: platelet endothelial aggregation receptor 1-like
Exons: 3
Coding region: 51-632 (193 amino acids)
Source: RefSeq, a predicted model, not a curated record